AUGCAGUCUAUUGCUCCGGCUCAACUGCGCCCAGCCACCUCCAACCCUUUCUCUACCCCCAACGCCUCGGUCCCUCGGCUUCGCAAGGCAUCAGCAGCAUGCCGGGAAUGCAAGCGAUCCAAGGCGCGGUGUCAAAUCAGAGAUGGCGCCUCCCAGUGCUGCCGGUGUACCGAACGUCGCCUUUCGUGUGUAUUCGACUUGGAAGAAGACAAGCGGCGGAAGCUGGCUCACAAACGGAAGAUUGUAAAGCUAGAGGAGAAGCGCGAUGACCUGCUGCAGCUAGUCGAGGCACUUCAAAAUAGCUCUGACUCCAAGGCUAUUCGAGUUCUCAAUCUCAUGCGAAAGGCUUAUGCCGACCCGAAUAUUCCAAAUUCGAAAGGCGUCCAUUUUUACGAAGAAGCGCAGAAGCUCUACAAGAAGAUAGAGGGUCGGCUCGAUAUGCCAUCCAUUCAAGGAUGCGGCGUGCUGUUCGUGUGUAUGGCGGCCAUGGGUAAGAAUCGCAUUGGCUGGUGGUAUCUCGGUCAAAUUCGCAGCAUGGCUGAGCAAUACGCCAAGACCCAUCUUGACUCGCCGUCCUCGCCCCCUACCAGGGAAAGUCGCGCAAUUGAUAAUACCAUCUGGGGCAUCUACAAUCUUACAGCGUAA
Molecule: messenger RNA, 645 nt
Organism: Aspergillus vadensis CBS 113365
Lineage: Eukaryota; Fungi; Ascomycota; Eurotiomycetes; Eurotiales; Aspergillaceae
Product: fungal specific transcription factor domain-containing protein
Exons: 4
Coding region: 1-645 (214 amino acids)
Biological process (GO): regulation of DNA-templated transcription
Molecular function (GO): DNA-binding transcription factor activity, RNA polymerase II-specific; zinc ion binding
Source: RefSeq, a predicted model, not a curated record